Pogona vitticeps (central bearded dragon) is the source of this 2896-nucleotide messenger RNA. It is a transcript of the gene ITFG1, whose product is annotated as integrin alpha FG-GAP repeat containing 1. NCBI's taxonomy places the organism in Eukaryota, Metazoa, Chordata, Lepidosauria, Squamata, Agamidae. The record is from RefSeq and is a predicted model, not a curated record. Gene Ontology annotation, cellular component: plasma membrane.
AGCGGGGCUCGUAAGGGAUGCGGUUGGCCUCGGCCGCGGCCAGGACCCCCGUUGCCGUCGCCGCGGCGGCUCUCGGUGCCGUGAGGGGUAGCCCCGCGCCAUGGGCCGCCUUUCCUUGCCUCUCCUCCUGGCCCCCCUCCUGCUGAGGCUGGGCUGGGCCCUCCAGAACGUCACCCCUCAGCUGUUCGGGGCCCAGGCCUUCGGGACGCUGGCCGCCUUCGGGGACUUCAACUCCGACAAGCAGACGGACCUCUUCGUGCUGAGGGGAGAUAGUGAAUUAAAUAUUUUCCUGGCAGAUCAAAAAGAGCCCUAUUUUAAACCCAAAGUCAAGUUACUGUUAACAAAUGUUGUGAUAACCAGCGUGGUCCCUGGUGAUUAUGAUGGUGAUUCUCAAAUGGAUGUCCUUCUGACAACUCGUCCACAAAAGCAACCCAGUGCUGACUUAACUGUUUUGAUCUUUUGGGGAAAAAAUCAAACAUUAGAUAUAAAUCAUAAACUUGUAUUAAACCGGACAUUUCAUGAUGAGCCGCUAAUUAUGGAUUUCAAUGGAGACUUAGUUCCUGAUGUGUUUGGAGUUACAAAUGAAACGGAUAAACCACAAGUACUCCUUGGCAAGUCUCUCUCAUGGCAACCAGCACUGGACGCACAAAACAAAAUGUAUAAACCCCACUCUCAUGCAUUCAUAGAUCUGAGUAAUGAUUUCACUGCAGAUUUGUUUCUUACCACUUUAGUAAAUGACAACCAAAUUCAGUUUGAAGUAUGGGAGAAUCAGGAUGGCAAUUUUUCCAAAGCUACACAUGUAAAGGGAAAACCUAAGGAUGCUGUUGUGGUUGGCCAGUCAGUGUUUGCAGAUUUUGAUGGUGACGGACAGACUGAGCAUCUGCUGCCAGCAUGUGCUGAUGAAGCUUGUCAGAAGAGUGUCAUCUACCUAUCUAAACCGGGAGCAGAUCAAGCGGAUCAGUGGUUUCCAGUGUUGGAGAACUUCACCAGCAAAGGCACAGUAUGGGGUUUUGUUCCCUAUUCGGAGGAGUCUGCUUCUACUGAAUUUUCAGUGCCCAUCACCCUUCACAUUGGAGAUUAUAACAUGGAUGGCUAUCCAGACGCACUGGCCAUACUGAGAAAUACAUCUGGAAGCGAGCAGCAGGCUUUCCUCUUGCAGAACGUGGAGUGCACCAACGCGAGCUGCCAGGGUGCACACCGCAUGUUCAGAGUCUACUGGGAGCUCUCGGGCCUAAAUCAAAUCAGAGGUGCCGUGGUGGCAACCUUCUUCGACAUUUACGAAGAUGGGAUCUUAGACAUCCUUGUCCUCAGCAAAAAUUCUACGAAGGGCAACCUCGCCAUCCAUGCUUUGAAAAACAACUUUGAAGCAGAUGCCUACUUCGUUAAAGUCAUUGUUCUCAGCGGGCUUUGUUCCAAUGACUGUCCUCGUAAAAUAACGCCCUUUGGUGUGAAUCAGCCUGGACCUUAUAUCAUGUACACAACUGUAGAUGCCAAUGGGUACUUGAAAAAUGGUUCAGCUGGACAGCUCAGCCAGUCAGCACACUUUGCCCUCCAGCUCCCCUAUAAUGUUUUGGGCUUGGGACGCAGCGCUAAUUUCCUUGACCACCUGUUCGUUGGCAUUCCUCGCCCACUGGGAGAAAAGGCUGUAAGAAAACAGGAAUGGACAGCCAUCAUCCCAAACUCCCAGCUCAUAGUCAUUCCAUAUCCUCACUACCUCCCUCGAAGCUGGAGCGCCAAGCUGUACCUGACCCCGAGUAACAUCGUCUUGCUAACAGCUAUCGCCCUAAUUGGUGUCUGUGUUUUCAUCCUGGCAAUAAUUGGCAUAUUGCAUUGGCAAGAAAAGAAAGCAGAUGACAGAGAGAAACGGCAAGAAGCCCAUCGCUUCCAUUUUGAUGCCAUGUGAUAUGCCUUAAGGAGCUGCUGCGUAUUAUCUGGUUCUAAAAUACUGUAUUUGAGCCUAGAAGGGGCAAAGGAGAGGGUGUUCUUUCUGUGCUGUUUGUAAAUGUUGCAUUGUUUUUAAUUUAUUUGUAAAGUGUUAAAAUCAAGCUGAUCUCACAUGGCCUUGGUUGUAUAUAUUUACAGUUCUCUCUUUGUUAAACAGUGCUGUAAAUUCAGCUUUAGUAGUGAAUCAUACUGCAUGCAUUCCAUAGUUUUGAGUACUCCCACUUUCUUCUGUGGAAUGUUUCAAGAAAAGGCAGUUCUAUGUAAAUGGGAAGUAGGUUUCAGUGAACAAAAUCCUUUUAGUGCCACUUGAAUAAAUCCUGUCACUUACACAUUCCCAAAAUGUGAACUGCAUUUUUAUAAUUUCCUCUCCAGCAAAUUGUCAGAUAAGACUAGACAUCUCAUGUUAUUCUGAGUAUACUGUAGGGUGUUUGAUCUGAAGUGCUCUGGAUUGCUUAUCUUAGUAUUAAUCUUUCCAUCCAAUCAAGUGAGAGGGGAAAUUUUAAAUUGGAAGAUAAAAACAACCAAUUAAUUGACCACAAGGUCUGUUAAUAGUUGAGAUAUAUGUAAUUCAACUUAUAUUUUAAAUUAUGGCUUCCUAAAAUGGAAUAAUGUCACCUUUACUUAUUCAUAGCUGUAGUUAUCAUGCAGGUAAACUGAAGCUUAAUCAUGCAAACUAUUCACCAGUGAUGAGUGGCUCAAUAAAUGAGGUUCGUGGGGAAAGAAUGAAGAUAGAAUUCUCUGUGGGGGGGAAAAGUGUGUUCCAAAUUCCCUUGUGAUUAAAUACUAGAUGAAGCUAUACUUCAUUUUCCAUGUAAUUCUACCUGAGGGUAUGUUGCAGUACCAAGCCAAAGUUUUGUAUUUGUGACUGCCAGCAAAGAGAAUUUACAAUUUUUCAUAACACAGUUAUGCUUUUUUAAAUUAUUAUUAUUAAACAAAUUAUUUUGGAAACGCA